UCUCCACACAUUUAGCAAAAUUGGAGACUACUGCGAGACGCCUCCCUCCCUCGUAUCUCUCUCCUCCAUGCUCUCUCGUCUCUCCCCAAUCCUCCGCCAUAACCGUCUCUUCUCCGCAGAAGCGCGUGCAAUGACACGCGCCACUCUCUACCACCACGCCCGUGUCCUCCAGCCCCUACUCGUUCGCUCUUCUCCGAGAAUCGCCCUUGCGACCACCGCGAAUCUUCUCAAUGUUUCCUCCUCCGAUUCCUCUUCCAUGUUCCACCGGAGAUUCCACGCCGUACGCAAUAUCGGAGGAGGAGAUUGGAAGCUUCCAAAGCCGGCAGCGGGUCGCGUGUUCGCGGAGAGGAGAGAGUACAGGAAGAUGAGGAAGAGAGCGCCCAAGAGAAAGCAAGAACUCGAGCUCAGCGUCAGCAUCUGCAUCGAAGAGCAGCUUCCUGACGAUACCGAGAUUCAGAAUAUUGCGGAGAUGCUUCGUGUUAAUGUUCCCAUGGCGAUGAAGCUGGCGUUCAACGGUUUGAAAGAUUCCAAGUAUAAAACGAGAGAAACUGAUAUAGAAGACGUUGGUGGGUUUGAAACCGUUGAGUUAUCUUUGAUGCUUUGCAACGAUGAGUUCAUCUGUAAACUCAACAAAGAGUGGAGGGGUGAAGAUCAUCCUACAGAUGUGCUUUCCAUGUCGCAGCACGUCCCUGAACUGAAGCUUCCUGUUCUUAUGAUGGGAGAUAUCGUCAUUUCUGUUGAGACUGCUGCAAGGCAGGCUGCUGAGAGAGGUCACUCUCUUCUUGAUGAGAUACGCAUUCUUGUGAUACAUGGGAUGUUACACCUACUGGGGUUUGAUCAUGAGAUCAGCGACGAGGCUGAGAAAGAAAUGGAGGAGGAAGAGGAGUUGCUGCUAAAGAGCCUUGGGUGGAAAGGGAAAGGGCUCAUUCAGAGUGCAUAUGACAUUGAGAAAACAGCUAAGCCUCAGCCGGAGAAAGCAGAUGACAGGAAGAAAGGGGACGGCCUAAGAUUCUACAGACCCAAGUUUUCCUAUAUAUUCUGUGAUAUGGAUGGCACACUGCUUAACAGCAAAAGUCAGAUUUCAGAAGCUAAUGCGAAAGCUUUAAAAGAAGCCACGCUGAGGGGACUUAAAGUCGUGAUAGCUACGGGGAAGUCUCGCCCAGGUGCGAUGAGAAUCUUGAAAAUGGCUGAUCUAGCUGGACGCGAUGGCAUUGUUUCAGAGUCCUCUCCAGGCGUAUUCGUUCAGGGGUUACUUGUUUAUGGUAGACAGGGGAAAGAAGUGUAUAGAGGAAACUUGGACCGGGAUGUCUGCAGAGAGACGUGUCUUUAUUCUCUGGAGCAUGGGAUUCCUCUCAUUGCAUUCAGCCAGGAUCGCUGCUUGACAUUGUUUGACCAUCCUCUUGUCGACUCUCUUCACACAACUUACAAUGAACCAAAGGCCGAGAUCAUAUCUUCCGUUGAUCAACUUAUAGCUGAAGCUGACAUUCAGAAAGUGAUAUUUAUGGACACCACCGAGGGGGUCUCAUCUGUUAUCCGUCCGUAUUGGUCAGAAGCAACGGGAGACCGUGCCAGUGUCGUUCAAGCUCAAUCAGACAUGUUAGAAAUCGUCCCACCCGGAACCUCCAAAGGCAACGGUGUAAAAAUGCUUCUCAAUCAUUUGGGCGUUUCACCGAAUGAGAUAAUGGCGAUAGGGGAUGGGGAAAAUGACAUGGAGAUGCUGGAACUAGCGUCGUUGGGAGUCGUUAUGAGCAACGGUGCAGAAAAGACAAAGGCCGUGGCUGAUGUGAUUGGUAUGAGCAACGACGAAGACGGUGUUGCUGAUGCCAUUUACCGAUAUGCCUUCUGAGUUCUACCCACACCACCACAAUUUCACACUCGACUCCAGCUAUUACAACAAGAGAUGCCAAAUUUCAUUUAGAUUAUUCUCCUGAUAGAAAAAAGAAACAUUGUUCUAUUCUUAUUGGGAAAUUGAUUUAUGGCAGAGACCUGUUUUAAGCAA
This is a messenger RNA of Brassica oleracea var. oleracea, 1999 nucleotides long. RefSeq lists its product as uncharacterized. Gene Ontology annotation, molecular function: metalloendopeptidase activity. The coding region runs from base 68 to 1846 and encodes 592 amino acids. Gene Ontology annotation, biological process: rRNA processing. The transcript is spliced from 12 exons. The record is from RefSeq and is a predicted model, not a curated record. Lineage: Eukaryota; Viridiplantae; Streptophyta; Magnoliopsida; Brassicales; Brassicaceae.